Messenger RNA from Elephantulus edwardii (Cape elephant shrew), 1665 nucleotides. RefSeq names its product perforin-1-like. Lineage: Eukaryota; Metazoa; Chordata; Mammalia; Macroscelidea; Macroscelididae. The coding region runs from base 1 to 1665 and encodes 554 amino acids. The transcript has 2 exons. The record is from RefSeq and is a predicted model, not a curated record.
AUGGCCACCUGGGUGCUCCUCCUGGGUGUUCUCCUCCUUCUUCCCCCACCUGUCCCGGCCCCCUGCCACACUGCUACACGCUCUAAGUGCCAAAAGAUUCGCCACUUUGUACCUGGUGUGGAGUUGGCUGGAGAAGGUGUGGAUGUGACCACCCUUCGGCGUUCGGGCUACUUCCUCGUGGACAGGAAGCAUUUCCUGAGGCCUGACGGCACCUGCACCCUCUGCAGUAGCGCCCAGAAGCCAGACACUCUCUGGCUCCUGCCCGUAGCCUUCACUGACUGGCGUGCCCAGGGUGCAGGCUGCCGGCACCAAGUGACGAAGACCAACAUCAUCUCCACUGAGGACAUGGCCAAGGAAGUAGCCAAAAGCAUCACCAACGACUGGAAAAUUGGACUGGAUGUAACUCCCAAGCCAACCAUCAAUGUGAAGGUGACACUGGCUGGCUCCCAUUCAAAGGCAGCCAAUUUUGCAGCAGAGAAGACUCACAAAGACCGAUAUGUCUUCAGCAGGGAUCUGGUGGAGUGUCGCUUCUACAGCUUUCGCAUGGUGCACACUCCCCCACUGCACCCUGACUUCAAGCGGGCCAUCAAGGACUUACCUCCUUAUUUCAACACUUCCACUGAGCCCAACUACCUCAGGCUCAUCUCCAACUAUGGCACCCACUUCACCCGGGCUGUGAAUCUCGGGGGCCAGGUCUCAGCCAUCACGGCUCUGCGUACCUGCAAGCUGGCCCUGAAAGGGCUCACUACCAAUGAAGUGAGUGACUGCCUGGAGGUCGAGGCAGCCCUGAGCAUAGGUGGCAUAAACAGAAAUUCUGCAUCAGCCAAGGUCUGUGAUAAAAUGAAAGAGAAGCAUGAUAUGAACUCCUCUUUCCACCAAAUCUACAGUGAGCGCUAUUCUGAAGUAUUUGGGGGUCAUCAUACCUCUAUAUCUGACCUGUUGUUUGGGGCAAACACUGGGCCUGAGCAGUUUUCUACCUGGAUAGCUUCACUACAGGACAGUCCUGGCCUGGUAGACUACAGCCUGGAGCCUCUCCACGUGCUUUUGGAGAGUAAAGACCCCCGUAGGGAAGCCUUGAGACAGGCCGUGAGCAAGUAUCUUAACAACAGGGCAAGAUGGAAGGACUGCAACCGACCCUGCCCCCAGGGACAAUGGAAGAACCCCCAUGACCCAUGUCAGUGUGUGUGCCCAGGCUCAGGGAGCACCAACCAGGACUGCUGUCCCCGGGAGAGGGGCCUGGCCCAGCUGAAGGUGAUGAACUUCCAGGCAACAGGCUUGUGGGGAGACAUUAUCACUGCCACAGAUGCCUACCUCAAGGUCUUCUUUGGUAGAAAGGAGCAGAGAACAAACACCAUCUGGAAUGAUGAUAACCCUGCAUGGAUGAUAGAGCUGGAUUUUGGGGAUGUGUGCCUCUCCACCACAGAGUACCUGAAGGUAGAGGUUUGGGAUGAGAAUACUAUCUUGAAGGAUAAACAACUUGGCACCUGUGACCUGUCUCCACACUCGGGCACACACCAAGUGAACUGCAAGCUGUCCCACGGUCAGCUGAGAUUCCAAUAUCAUGCCAAGUGUUUGCCCCACUUGAUGGGGGAUACCUGCCAGGAGUACGCCUCUCAAGGGCUUCUGGGGGAGCCACCAGGAAACCGAAGUGGGGCAGUGUGGUGA